This is a messenger RNA of Manacus vitellinus (golden-collared manakin), 1226 nucleotides long. Its product is annotated as hydrocephalus-inducing protein-like. Gene Ontology annotation, biological process: axonemal central apparatus assembly; cilium movement. The transcript is spliced from 9 exons. The coding region runs from base 21 to 1145 and encodes 374 amino acids. Gene Ontology annotation, cellular component: axoneme. The record is from RefSeq and is a predicted model, not a curated record. NCBI's taxonomy places the organism in Eukaryota, Metazoa, Chordata, Aves, Passeriformes, Pipridae.
AGAUAGCAAAGGCUCUUGUGAUGAAGGGCUGUGAGGAGCUGGACCUUUACGACCGCGAGUUGGAGAAGGAGACAGCAAAGAUUGAAGCAGACCCCAUGCUCUUCUCAGAUGAUGUUUUCACCAUUGAGCCCUUGGAGGGAGAGGUUGGGCCACAUUGUUCAGCUGAAAUCAAGGUGUUCUUUAAACCCCGAGAAGCCCAAGUCUACAGAAAAGUGGCCUACUGUUCCAUCUCAGGCCGUGAGACCAGGCUGCCCCUGCACCUCACAGGGGAAGGCCUCGAGCCCUGCCUCCAACUCAGCUCUGAGGAACUGGACAUGGGGAAAGUUUUGGUUGGAGAAGCCUACAGCUACGAGGCAAUGCUGGUUAACAAAGGAGCUAUUGAUGCUCCCUUUGAGCUCAUCCCUCCAACCACAGCCCGUGGCUCCUGCUUCACCUUUCGGCCCCAGCAGGGCAUCAUUCCACCCAGUGGGCUCCAGCCUAUCCAGAUCUCCUUCAGUUCCACCACCCUGGGGGAGUUCAAGGAAGAAUUCCAUUUCAAUGUGGCUGAAUGCCCUAAGCCUGUGACCUUGACUAUCAGGGGCCACGUCACCGGACUGAGCCUGCAUUUCAGCACAGGUGGCCUUGACUUCAAUGACGUCUCCUUUGGCUUUCCUCAGACCUUGUCGUGCCACCUGAUCAGCACCUCCGUGGUGCCCAUCACCUUCCACCUUCGCAUCCCUGGGGACGGCCAGGGACAGCCCAGCCUUAGGAGCUCUGAUCAAGUGAAAGACAACGCUCACCCCUCCUGGGAAAAAGGCACACUGGCUCCAUGUCAGGAGAAGCCAAUGGAGUUCACCAUAACACCCAGCACAGGGACCAUCCCUUCCCAGGGAUCCCAGGAGAUCAGGGUCACGCUGUGUUCCAAUGACGUGGGACAGUACGACUGUGAUAUGGUGCUGGACGUGGAUGGUUUUGGCAAGGAGGUGUUGGCUCUGUGCCUCAAAGCCAGAUGUGUCGUUCCUGAGCUGCGUUUGCUCUUCUCCACCCUCGACUGUGGACCGUGCUCUGCAAAGGUCCCUUGCCAGAAGACGCUGACCCUUGUGAACCCGAGCCCCCUUCCAGGAUGCUACAGAGUUCUCCCUCAGCUUUUUCCUGGGGAUUUUUAGAAAAUGUGUGUGAGUUGCCAUUGUGGUAGAUGUGAAGGAGUUUAAAGUUUCCGCAAAGGUCCCUCUGAAGUUGCGCUUGAU